Belonocnema kinseyi is the source of this 4523-nucleotide messenger RNA. RefSeq lists its product as uncharacterized. The record is from RefSeq and is a predicted model, not a curated record. Lineage: Eukaryota; Metazoa; Arthropoda; Insecta; Hymenoptera; Cynipidae. The coding region runs from base 764 to 3982 and encodes 1072 amino acids. Gene Ontology annotation, biological process: lipid metabolic process. The transcript has 11 exons. Gene Ontology annotation, molecular function: lipase activity.
CGAAGCAGCACUCGCGUUCCUGGUUGCAUGCUCGCGACUCUCUCUUCGCUGCUGUAUAAGGUCUGUCUAAGUCUUGAGUUGAGUUUAACUCCAACCAAUCCCUUGUUUAACACUCAACAUUUCUUUUUUCUACCAAAAAAAAGAGGAUUCAUCAACUCAAAAUUCGUCGUUUUCUACUCACGACGAAUUUUGUGUUCUAAACAAGGUGUUCUCCAGUUCGGAUUUGUUCACCACUGAAAACUGGAAAAGAAACUCUACGCCAAAGAAAAGCUGCUGACAGAUCUGGAAUUGAAUAAAAAAGAAAAGAUCAAGAGAAAUCAAAAUUCGAAGCCGAAGAAGUUGAAAAGUUUGGGAGAAAGUUUCUGUAGAAAUAUCGAAAACAUUGAUGACUUGACGUGCUGCAAAACCUAUUUAUGAUAAAUAGUAAUUAAUUCGAAAGUCCAUUGAUGGCCAGUUAAUCCGCGAGUUACAGACAGACUCCACGAGGUGUUUUUGAUAGAUGAAGGAAGUAAUUAGGUUCGCGGAGAAGACAUCGUUGUCGAAUGCAUUGCGGAGAAGGUGCUGCUGAUAAUCAAAAGAUUUAUAGGAAGCUGUUGUCGGUAGCUUUGCGUGCAGGUGUAGGAGAAAGUGUCAUAUGCCUCGGUUUGUGCCGAUCAUCUCUGACUUCCUGGAGUCAGCAGAAUCGGGUUUUUAGUUUUUCGGAAAAUGAUGGAAUUUUGAAUGCAAUCUUCCGUCCCGGAUUUGGAGCGUUCAGAGUCGUGAGAUGAUCGGGAAACUGCUCCUGGGUCUUUGGAUUAUUCAAUGGAUCAACCUCUUCGGUGACCGCGUCCUGGCUGAAACUGGGCCCAAUCCAUUUGACGAAUCGCUCGAUGAGCAAAAUGAUGCUGUCAUCUUUCAGUCAGUCGUCCAGUCCAUUAAAGAUUGGGAAUCGCACAAAAGAAAUAUACACAGAACAAAAAGAGAUGUUUCCAGAGUUUGCUACGAAGAUGUUGGUUGCUUUGAAGAUACUGGACCAUUCAGUUAUCUCGAAAUGCUACCCUCACCCCCCAAGGAUGUUGGCACCAGAUUCUUUGUCUAUGGUAGCAGAAAAGCACGAUCGAUUCCAAUGGAGGUUCCUGCUGAAGAGAUAAGCGAAAAAAUUCGUCAUGCCAUAGACAUGGAUUUACCUACCAAAGUAAUUGUCCAUGGAUUUGGAUCUGACUGUGAUCAUGUUUGGGUUUACGAAAUGAGAUCAGCUCUCAUGUCAGUUCACGAAUGUAAUAUAGUUUGCGUAGACUGGUCGCCAGGAAGUGCAGUUCCCAAUUAUGUUAGGGCAGCAGCGAAUACGCGAUUGGUUGGUCGACAAUUGGCCAAAUUGGUUCGAAGUUUGGAUGUGCCUUUAGACAAACUUCAUCUGAUUGGCUUUAGCCUUGGAGCCCACGUGGCUGGAUUUGCUGGUGCUGAAUUGGGAAAUGUUUCCAGAAUAACAGGUUUAGAUCCUGCUGGACCACUUUUUGAAUCUCAAGACCCAAGAGCCCGAUUGGAUGAACAGGAUGCACAGUUUGUGGAUGUCAUACACAGUAAUGGAGAACAGUUACUUCUAGGCGGAUUAGGUUCUUGGCAACCCAUGGGUGAUGUCGAUUUUUAUCCCAAUGGAGGCAGAAUGCAAACCGGAUGUUCGAAUCUUUUCCUGGGUGCAGUCUCUGACAUCAUAUGGUCAAGCACUGUAGAGGGAAGAUCGUUAUGCAACCACAGAAGAGCUUACAAGCUAUUCACAGACUCAGUGAGUCCAAAGUGCAGAUUUCCAGCCUUCCCUUGUAAUCAAGGAUACGAUGGACUCAUCAAAGGAGAUUGUUUCCCCUGUGGAUCUGGUGAUUCAGACAGACCUUGUGGAGACAUGGGUUAUUACAGUGACUCUUCACCAGGCAGAGGUCAGUUGUAUCUGAUGACAAGAGACGAGGAACCCUUUUGUGCUAAUCAGUACCAAGUUAGAGUCUACAACAGUCGAGGUGAAAGAGCUACCAAGAGCUAUGGAAAUUUGAAAGUCACUCUCGUAGGCGAAGGAUCCUUCAACGAGACUUUCACUAUGACCCGCAAGGACGAUGAGGAACUUCUCGUUGGUGCUAUUCUUCAGAAAAUUGUGGUGCCACAUCCUGCUGUCACCAAUCUCGAAGCUAUCGAGAUGAAAUACACAGCCUACAAUGGUUGGAUCUCCUCAGGACUCGUCACCUGGAAUAUAGACAAAGUAGCCAUCCUUGACAGUUUUGGAAAGAGCACUUCAGUUUGCAGACGUAAUCUCAGUCUCGAAUCUGGAAAAUCCAUUUCCUUGAGACUUUAUCCAGGCGAGUGCAAUAUCCCUGAAGAAACUGAGAAUAUGACAACAGCUUCAGAACCAGUGAACGAGCGAUUUGCUCAAGAGAGACAAGGAGGAAUUGGUCCCUUCACAAGGGAUCAAAAUAUAGAGAAGGAAACUGCCACUAUAGAUUUGAUUUCUAAUGAAAGAUCUACCCCUAAAAAAGGGCUGGGUCCUUUUACAAAGGAUCAAAAUCCGAAGCUUCCAGCUCCUGAAGCUCAGGAUGCACCUAGACCCUCGCAUUCUGAUCCCAAAACCACUGUAGAAACCUCGAAGAGUUUAAGCAACAACAAAAAGGCUGUCUCUAGUCCUUGGUUUUUUAUCGAUAUUUCCGAUGAUGGGGAUUCGAAUUCGUUGGAAAACGCUGAUUCCGAAUCUGGCAGGGCCUUUUCCAGUUCGAAUUUCAUCCAAAAAAGUACUUCUGGUCCCAAAUCUACGAAAUCAACGGAAACUACGACAGAACUGACUUCGGAGAUCCAAGAACCAGUGUUAAGAGUCAUAAAAAAGGAGACUGGAAGAUCAUUAAAACUUCCAGAAAUCACUGAACCAAUUCUGAGGCCUCGAUUGACAAGGCAAAAUACAAAAGGGGACACUUUUCUUCAGGAUAAUCGUCGAAUGGAGAGAGAAGAAUCUCCGUCGACCACUAGAUCUUUCACGGUUCAGUUUCUUCCUGAAAGACUAGCAGGGAUUUUAGCACAAGCUGAAAGAUAUGCAAGACAGACUCUUCUACCUUUAAUUUCUCAAUACACGCCGAGUUUUAUUGGCGCGGGGAGAACUGAUCGAACUAAAUAUUUUCCUCCUUUAGGAGAUAUUGAGAAAACAACUGAACAAAUAAUGAAAAAGGAAAGCUCUACAGAAAAAAAUAAUGAUCCAAAGAUCAAUGUGACUUCACAGGAAGGACAAACGUAUGCAAAAGCAUCAGAAAUAGUUGAAGAAUCUGCCACAGCGGUUCAAGAAACUUCAAAUAUCACCUUCGCCUCAACAGAAAAUGUCAUUAGCACUGAAAAACAAGGCAACGAUUGGGUUCCAAUUGAUCGGGAAGCAAAACAAAUGUCAAAUUAUGCGAAAGUUAUUCACAACCUGAAUGUAACCCUUCAGGAAAAAUCGUACACAGGACGGUGGUUGAAUGAAGAUGGUGAUGGCUGGACUGCACAAGCUGAAGAUGCUGCUGCCGGCCCAGAAACAAAAAUUGAUGACUGGGUUCCGAUAGUCGGCAAGACACAAAACGAAAACAUUCCCAAGAUUUCUACCCUACAGAAUUCUGAAGGCAAAACAAAUCCUGAAGCGGUCGAAACAGGGAAACCAGAAAAUCGAGAAAAAUUGAAAGAAAGUGUCAUCAAAGAAGAGAAAAAUCCAUCGGAGCCGAAUGAAGAAAGGAAAUUCAUUCCUUUGAUAGAUUUAGAAAAUACAGAUGAAUCUGUCCCUCAGACUGGACACACUAAAAGUGAAAAAGUCUCCACCGAAACAAUCGCAACACAUAUUCAAAGGAUCGCAGAAACGAUUCCGAAUAAAAGCGGAACUCCAGAGGCGCGAACAGUUCUUUUUCCCUACGUCUACGAACGCAAAAACGAUCCUCGAACGAGGUACAUUCCUUUAAUUCCGGAAGAGGAUCUCGCUCUCCCCAAAUCUCUCAUCGAACGAGAUCGAUGAACAAAUUUCUUUCAAUCAUGAGCUUUUAAAAAAUCACUGAAAAACAUCAAUACGAAAAUAAAAUCAGUAGGUUUGACAUUGAAGGCCGAGGUCUUCAAACAUAAAAACGACUGACUACAUAAGUUAUACAAAAUAAGAGCAAGCAUAUUUUUGUAUCACUUUUACAAUUUUUGAGUAUUUUUAUACUAUAAAUCUGAUAAAUCUGCAAAUCAAAAUGUGAAAGGAACAAGUGUCAUAAAUUAGAAUUUUCUGCGAAUACGGCAAUUUGUCAGCUGCUGGGUAGUGCUGACUAUUCUAAUUAAAGUUCCCGAAAAUUCAAUUCUAAUAUAAAAAUAGCUAUUUUAUACCGAUUGAUAAUUUAAAAAAAUUAUGAUUUUAUUCAUAAAACAAAGUAAAAAUAUCAGUCAUUCAGUUUGAAAAGUAAACAUUUGAUAUUUCAAGUACGGUCAGUUUUUCUUGUGUUGUAAAUUUCACAAAUAUAACAUUAUUUUCUAUGGAAAGAACUUUUCAAAGUACAAGUUUUCAAUAGUUUUCUAUUUUU